AUGUCCUAUAAGCGUGUGCUGUUGUACGGCGGUCGUGGGUGUUUGGGAUCUGUUUGCGUCAAACAUUUUAAAAAUAAAGGUUACUGGGUUUGCUCUGUCGAUUUCCAAGAGAAUUCUGAUGCUGAUGAAAAUAUUGUUAUUGAAGUUUCGGAGAGUAGUUCUACCCAAGAAAGAGUGGUGAAGAAUGGUUUAGAUACGUUUCUAAGCGGUCGAAAAGUUGAUGGAAUAUUCUGUGUUGCAGGUGGAUGGGUCGGUGGGAGUGCUGCUAGCCAUGACUUUUUGGAGAACUGUGAUGCAAUGUGGAAAAAGUGUGUUUGGUCCUCGUCUAUUGCUGCCGCGUUGGCGUCAAAGUAUCUUUUAGCCAGUGGCCUACUAGUCCUUACCGGCGCACAUGCUGCUUUACAAGCCACUCCAACUAUGUUGGGUUAUGGCAUGGCUAAGGCUGCAGUACAUCAGCUUACAAAAAGUUUGGCAGGUCAAAACAGUGGGCUUCCGAAUGGUUCUUGUGUGCUUGCUAUCUCGCCAGCAACUUUAGACACUCCAAUGAACAGAAAGUGGAUGCCUAAUGCCAACCAUUCGUCUUGGACUCCUACAGAAAAAGUCGCAGAAUUAUUUGCUACAUGGUUGGAAGAAGCUAACAGUCGUCCUAAAUCUGGAAGUAUCAUUCAGUUAAUCACACAAAAUGGUAUAACAGAAUGCGUCCCAGUUUAA
Molecule: messenger RNA, 711 nt
Organism: Schistosoma curassoni
Lineage: Eukaryota; Metazoa; Platyhelminthes; Trematoda; Strigeidida; Schistosomatidae
Source: the annotation of a GenBank genome assembly